AUGGCAGCCGUGAUAUCACAUAUCGAUAGCCAGAGCACCCCCUGUUCGGGCUUUACGGAUAAUACAACUUUAUUCCAACAACCUAUUUCAAAUAUUGCUCCAGUACUAGUCGACUCCCACCAAGCAGAAGCGACAGCCCCCCACAAUGGGACUGAUGAUGACACCUUUGGCAAAACGGGAUUGGCGACAUGCAGCGAAAUCAAAUUUGCGCCAAGCACCAAACGACUAUUAGAGGCUUGUAAAACAAAUUGCGGAGAGUUCCUACGUGCAAUUAGUGAAGCUAAAGCGGCCUUCCCAACCGGGCAGGGCUGGGAAGCUGCGAUAGCCACGAAGAAAGAAAAUGCUGACAUUCGCGAUCUGAUGAGGAUAUACCAUAGGUUUGAAUGUUAUAACAUCUACCGGCAUGUCGUCGAGGCCGGAUAUCAUACCGGUACACACUGGAUUCGGGAAAUGCGCGCUGUACUGGCCAACAAGCUUUGCCGGGACUUCCCGGGGCGUUUUCAAAACCAGAAGACUGCUAACAAAUGUUUGAACUGGGUCGAUCAGGGCUGCAGCUAUCAUGAGUGGACGGAAAUACUUAGUGAAACACCGAAUCUGGGGUAUCUGAUUGCAUUGCCUUCAGACGUGUCCCACUCAGCGUACACAUCGAGAUGCACCAAAGAGAAAAUGAAUACAGCUGUGCUCAAAUUCAAAAGCUUGGGCAUCGAUGAUGUUGUGAAAAAUUUGAAACUUGCCGAACUGGGCAACAAUAUUGCGGCAAAACUGAGGGAAAUGACAGGCAAGAAGCGGAAGGAUGUUAAUGGGGAAAGGACGAUCCAGAGCUCCCGGAAAUCACCACGAUUGACGUCAUCCUCGAGCAUACUUGCUCUCACUCUACAGUCGGGCCAAAAGACCACGGCGCCCGAAUCAAUGGCAGCUGCCAAUCAACACCUAUUUGAUCACCCUACCGAGUCUUUGAUGUCAACUUCGGCGCAAGAACAUGUUGGUAACCAUGGGCGACAAGAUCAAAACACAAGCGGCUCUGUCGCGGACGACUAUGUGGUCCCAUAUGACCCUUUCAAUAACCUUGGGCUCAACUCACCUGCAUAUUCGGAGCUUUUCAUGCACCAGUAUUCUGCCAUCUCGAUACCAUUCGAUGAGUGGUAUCAACACCCAAAUUAUGCAGAAGGAUGUGCUACAAAUUAG
Messenger RNA from Penicillium samsonianum, 1185 nucleotides. RefSeq lists its product as uncharacterized. The record is from RefSeq and is a predicted model, not a curated record. Bases 1 to 1185 code for a protein of 394 amino acids. NCBI's taxonomy places the organism in Eukaryota, Fungi, Ascomycota, Eurotiomycetes, Eurotiales, Aspergillaceae. The transcript is spliced from 5 exons.